UCGUAGUAUUUCGUGGUUUCGUAGGUCGUCGGUCUACAACCAAUCAAAAUAGGCGCAGUGGCGCCAAUGGUCGCUCGGUUUGACUUUGUAGUUGAAAUAUUUGCCGCCGCAGUUGUGACGUUCAUAGCGCCACGAGUUGUUAGGUUGCCAAGUGAUUUUUAAAUUCUUGUAAUUUUUGCUUUGUAACCGGAUUUCGGUGCUGAACUUGUCAAGGUUAACCGUCUAUUAUUGCAUAGAAGGAUGGACAGAUGCAUCUGUAGAAGCGUUAUCCCGGAAAGACUUUGCCCUAUUUAGACCGCGGCCUUCCAACGCCCCGUUCGUGUUGUUUAUCAAGAUAGUACGUGCACGUUCGCUAUUAGACGCCGCUGGCGAACAUUCAGGAGUAGGUGUUGCACCAUUACCAUCGUUGGAUAGGUCGCAAAUUAGAUUUCCUUCUGCGGCAGCUCUUGCGGCAAUCGCCAAUGAAGACCAAGUGGUGUGAAUUGUGUUGUGAUCGUUGAAAUUAACUCACGUGGCUUACAUGUGUCAGGCGAUGUGUUAAACUGUCACAAUGAAACUUAGCACCCAAGAAACGAAAGAUCUGCACAAAUAUACAAAAUUCUUUGCUUUAAAGAGCGCCCAAGUGAUCAUACAGUCCCGACUUGGCGAGAAAAUUUCCACACCAUGCAAACCCGACAACCAGGGCACAGAUUGGUUUAAUUUGAACAUUAACGAUCUUCCAGAGGUAUUAGCACAAACGAAGAAAGCUUUAAAUGGCGAAAUUAUCUCGGCCGGUUUUCCACUUUGCGUGGAAAUAUCCCUACGUACCCCCGAAGGCGAUCAAAUGGUGUUGGAAUCCUGGUGCCUUAAUUUGUUGUCUGAUCAGUGUGACCCUACAAUGAGGAACAUACCAAAUGUAUAUAACAGGAUGGGGAUGUUAUUGAAGUCUUUAAUGUCGGUCACCCGGAUAACGCCAGCAUACAAACUCUCUCGCAGGCAGGGUCCUGAUUCAUAUAUAAUUUGCUAUCGGAUUUAUAUGGAAUCGCCGUCGCUUCUUAACCUCGGCGAGGGCUAUAAGUCAACGAAAAUUGGGCAGAUAUGUACGCCAAUCGGUACAUUGCAAUUUUCAGUUGCAUAUAGGACAAAAAUGACCAUUUCACCUACUCAGACUGGGAAGAACAAUUCAAUGAUGGUUAAAAGUGAUCACUUCAAUAGUAAUUCAAACACAAGAAGACAUAGGAACAAUGAUGAUGUAAGCGAUUUGACAAAACCAAUGCGACCUGGUCCUUUCGCAGAUCCUAAACCUAAAAAACCAAUCGAGCCAGAGUUACCUGGAGUCACCAGAUUACUUGCAAUGGGAAAAUAUAAACAACGUUCCAUGUCUAAACCUAUAACAGAUAUUGAAUCUUCAGACAGUAUGAAAAUUACAGAUGAAUCUAUAAUUAAUAAGAAAGAAAGUACGCCUUCGAGGGUUUUAAUGACGUCAUCAACAACGUCACGGAUUUCAACUAUUAGUAAUUUAAAAUCAGUGGAUGAAGAGUAUUGGAUGAAGGAAUUGAGUGCACCAUUCGCCACUCGAGGUCCUAUGGGAGAACUUAUGCAGUUCUACAAGCAGUGCAAAAAGUCGCCACCAUUACAGUCUCCUCAAAAGAAUCCCACACCAGAAGAAAUAACAAAAAUGAUAGAAAUGUACGAAUCGCAGCUGCCUGAGUAUGAUGCUUUAGUGCAGUCAUUUUGUGAAUCACCAGAUAAUAAUUGAAGAAGUAAGAUAUUGAGUAUAUAUUUUUGUUUUGUGAAAUGAGUGUUAUAUUUAUUUUUUCAUCUUGUCGCAAAUUUAAUUUCAUUGAGUUGUAGCAAUCUUCAUGUAAUGUAAAGCGUUUCCUUUGCAAAAGACUGAUACGAAUAUAAGAAGCGAGUGUAAAAAAGUUGUACAUAGUGAAAAUUAAAUUACUUAAAAAGAAAAAUUAAACUAAAUUGUUGAUCCAAGUUUAUUUUUAAAAUUUGUAUAUAAUUCAUAUUUAUAUUUGAAUAUUGAGAUUUUAUGCUGUUGUAUUUAUCUCAUUAAUUUGCAGGAUCUUGCUAGUAUACACGUAAUACUGCAAACUCACAAGUACCUAAUUUGCAACAUUUUUAAACUACUGCGUUUAGUGUAACAUGGUUCUUAAUUUCUGUUUUAUUUUAUACUUCUUGUACUAAGCGCGAAAGUGCAAUAAUGUAUCAAAUACGUCUAUUUCUUCGUUUUAAGUUUAUGAAAAUUUAUUAAGCUUUUUUAGUAGUAAUUUUAACAAUUUAAUUGUUUAUUUCGUAUUUACUACUAUUGUUGUGUUAAAAGAAUCUUAGUAAUUGCAGCUAUAUGCUAAAGAUAGUCUUCAUUAAAAAGUGCAAAUUGAAGAAUAUACACUCUUUUAAAUAAAAUGUAUUAAUUUGCUGGUUUAUUAUUUUCGCGUUAAAAUUCAAAGUCACUGCAUAAUACAAUGUUUUCUUUUAAGCGUCAUGUGAAUGCCUACGUAAUUGAAUUGCUGCGUUUUAGUGGCAAAUAAAAAUCAGUUACAUUGUGCUGAUCUUUUACACGUAGCAUGUCACAUAAGUUUGGGUACUUCUGAGUUAUUUUACAAAAUUGUUUCUGUUGUGUAAUAUUAUGUUUAAUAUUACAGUGAAAAUAUUUUAACAAUUGAUGUACACUGUAUUUUGAUUUUGCUCAAUAUUUAAUUUAUGUAUUAUGUUUUAAGUGUAUUAUGUUAUUUUUAUGUUGUUUUUUUAAUGUUACAAAAUUUUGCGAAAAAUGUCAAUAAAAUCAUUUUCUGAUUUCAAAUACAUACAUACAUAAUUAUA
Molecule: messenger RNA, 2811 nt
Organism: Zophobas morio
Lineage: Eukaryota; Metazoa; Arthropoda; Insecta; Coleoptera; Tenebrionidae
Gene: Atg13
Product: Autophagy-related 13
Exons: 4
Coding region: 551-1738 (395 amino acids)
Biological process (GO): piecemeal microautophagy of the nucleus; mitophagy; autophagosome assembly
Cellular component (GO): Atg1/ULK1 kinase complex; phagophore assembly site; cytosol
Source: RefSeq, a predicted model, not a curated record